This is a messenger RNA of Theobroma umbraticum, 3821 nucleotides long. Its product is annotated as ARM repeat superfamily protein. NCBI's taxonomy places the organism in Eukaryota, Viridiplantae, Streptophyta, Magnoliopsida, Malvales, Malvaceae. The record is from RefSeq and is a predicted model, not a curated record.
GACUUUUAUUUUCUGGAACUUAUUCGUUGAACCAUUUUUCUCGUAAUUCAUUUUCAGCUUUCAGGGCUAAUCCAGAUCGCCGAUCUGAUGAGCUAGUUCUUUAUUUUUUGGUAAAUUAAGAAUUUCGAGCAGUUGGGUGGGUUUUGCUUAAUUUUCGAUAAUUCCGCUGUCAUUUUUGGCAGAUGAAGUCUCAUUUCUUUUAUGAAAUAAAAUAUUUUUUUAAAAUUUGGUGAACCUUAAUUUUACCAUGAUUAUAAGAAGGACACUAUGAUAAAAAUAUAGUUAAUUUAAUUUUUUUGUGUUGUUUUGAGUUUGAUCAAUGAGUGAAUUGCCAAAUUCUAUUCAUGUUUUACAAUUUUGGGUAUAAUAUUUUUAGUUGAAUUUUUUUUGGGGUGUUAAAUUUGGAUUUGCAGAGAAUUGUGUGUUUGAGUUCCCGUUGAAAAACAAUGGGGGUGAUGUCAAGACGGGUUGUGCCCGUCUGCGGUAACCUCUGUUUCUUCUGCCCUUCGAUGCGUGCAAGGUCUAGACAGCCUGUUAAAAGAUACAAGAAGUUAUUAGCUGACAUUUUCCCCCGUAAUCAGGAUGCUGAACCGAAUGAUAGGAAAAUUGGGAAGCUUUGUGAAUAUGCUUUGAGGAACCCUUUACGAAUACCAAAGAUUACAGGUCAGCUAGAGCAAAGAUGUUACAAGGAUUUACGUAAUGAGAACUUUGGAUCUGUAAAAGUGGUACUGUGCAUUUAUAGGAAACUGCUAUCGGCAUGUAAGAAGCAGAUUCCACUUUUUGCUAGUAGUUUAUUAGGGAUCAUUCGGACUCUUUUGGAGCAAACUCGACAGGAUGAAAUGCAAAUUCUGGGUUGCAAUGCUCUUGUAGAGUUCAUAAAUCGUCAGGUGGACGGUACAUACAUGUUCAACUUAGAAGGCCUUAUUCCUAAACUUUGUCAACUGGCUCAAGAAGAUGGAGAUGAUGAUAGGGCUUUGCGUUUACGUUCAGUAGGAUUGCAAGUAUUGGCUUCCAUGGUCUGCUUCAUGGGUGAGCACUCUCAUAUAUCAAUGGACUUUGAUAGUAUCAUCUCAGUGACCUUAGAAAACUACAUGGAUGUCCAAAUCACCCCAGUCAAUGCCAGUAAAGUGGAAGAAAAUGGCUUUUCCUUCCCAGAUACCAAUGAGAAGGGCUCCUCCGCACCAAACCUUGUGAUUAACUCUGACUUAGAUCCAACCAUGGAUACUUCGAAGAGUCCCUCUUACUGGGCAAGGGUUGUCUUACGUAAUAUUGCCAGAUUGGCAAAAGAAGCUACAACUGUCCGGCGUGUGCUUGAACCUCUUUUUCAUAACUUUGAUGCUGAAAAUCACUGGUCCCAAGAGAAGGGAGUUGCUUCUUCAGUUCUAAUGUCCUUGCAGUUGCUUUUAGAAGAAACAGGAGAGAAGUCCCACCUAUUAUUGUCUAUCCUGGUGAAGCACAUGGAGCAUAAGAAUGUAGCCAAGCAACCUGAUAUACAAGUUAACAUUGUCAAUGUCAUCACACAACUUGCACAGAAUGCAAAGCCUCAGUCCUCAGUAGCAAUCAUUGGUGCAAUAACUGACUUGAUCAAGCAUCUACGAAAAUGCCUGCAAAAUUCAUCUGAAUUAUCAAGUUCUGGGGAUGAUAUUGAUAAAUGUAACACUGAUCUUCAAUUGGGCUUGGAAAAGUGUAUCUCACAGCUCUCAAAUAAGGUUGGGGAUGUGGGACCAAUUCUUGAUAUGAUGGCUGUGGUACUAGAGAAUAUUUCAACCAACAGUAUUGUUGCCAGGACAACUAUCUCUGCUGUUCAUCGAACGGCUCAGAUUAUCUCUUCUAUCCCAAACGUAUCAUAUCACAAGAAGGCUUUCCCUGAUGCUCUAUUUCACCAGUUGCUCCUCGCGAUGGCCCACCCAGACCAUGAAACUCGAGUUGGGGCAAAUAGCAUUUUCUCCGUUGUGCUUAUGCCAUCGUUGCUUUCACCUUGGUCUGAUCAAAAGAAAAUUACUUCUGAAGCUGUUUCUUGUGACUUAUCAUUUGCUGCAUCCGAAAAGGUAAGGAAUCAUAGCUUCGCCUUUCAGGAUGAAAGUAAAGACCAAGCAGAACACAUUGAUGGAAGACUAAAAGAAAAUGGAAAUCAAGCAUCAGAUAUGGCUGUGAAAAAACCAAUAAUGUAUCAGUCCCAUGGGCGCUCAUAUAGCUUUAAGGAUGUUCUGGGUGAUGGAAAAAUGCUGAGUCACCUUCGAUUAAGUAGCCAUCAAGUGAGUCUUCUGCUUUCAUCAAUAUGGGUCCAGGCGAAUUCGGCUGAAAAUACCCCUGCAAAUUUUGAGGCUAUGGCCCGUACCUACAGCAUUGCUGUCUUGUUUACCCGGUCCAAGACCUCCAGUCACAUGGCCCUAGUUCGGAGUUUUCAGCUCGCAUUCUCCCUUAGGAGCAUCUCUCUGGAUCAAGAAGGAGGUUUACAACCAUCUCGCAGAAGGUCUCUCUUUACUUUGGCAUCCUACAUGCUUAUUUUCUCAGCUAGGGCAGGCAAUCUCCCAGAGUUAAUUCCUAUUGUCAAAGCAUCUCUGACAGAUAAAACGGUUGAUCCUUAUCUCAAGUUAGUUGAAGAUAUCCAACUUCAGGCUGUUUGUGUGAAAUCUGAUGUGGAUGGCGUUGCAUAUGGAUCAAAGGAAGAUGAUCUUGCUGCAUCAAAAUUCCUCUUGUCAAUAGAGCCAGAUCCUCAUUUGAAGGAGACUGUCAUCUCCCAUUUAAUGACGAGAUUUGAGAAAUUGUCAGAGGAUGAAUUGUCAAGUAUAAAGAAACAACUUCUGCAGGGCUUUUCACCAGAUGAUGCAUAUCCAUUAGGUGCUCCAUUAUUUAUGGAGACACCAAGACCAUGUUCCCCUCUUGCGCAGAUGGGGUUUCAGGCAUUUGAAGAGAUUUUGCCUUUGGCUGCAAUGACAGAUGAAGAAGCCUUCCCUGAAGCCAAUGGAAGUCAGUCAGAUCGCAAAACAUCAUUAUCUAUCAGUACGCUAGAUGUUUUAAGUGUGAACGAGCUUUUGGAUUCGGUUCUGGAAACAGCCCGACAAGUUGCAAGCUUUUCAGUUUCCCCUACACCCAUUCCUUAUGACCAAAUGAAGAGUCAGUGUGAGGCUCUUGUAACGGGUAAACAGCAGAAGAUGUCAGUGCUUCAUAGCUUCAAGCAUCAACAGGAUGCCAACGCGACCUUGGAGGAAACUGAAAAGGAAGUCCUCUAUUUACCAAGUGUGAAAAUGGAGUUUUCUGAAGAUCGGAUGUUAAUUAGCAGGGAGCAAGGUCACGUAAUGGGACAGCUUGCUCUCUGUUCACAUGAAUUCGGGCAACAUUCUUUCAGAUUACCACCAUCAAGCCCCUAUGACAAGUUCUUGAAAGCAGCUGGAUGCUAAAGAGACAACUGUCAAUUCUUUUCAUAUUUUUUGUUGCCGUGGAAGCUCAUUCUAGGCAUUUUCUACCUUGUCACACCAAAAUGGAAGAAGAGACUAGGGGAGGGGGUAGGAUGGGCAUGAUAUGGUGUUGCUUGAACAAAAAUAUUUCUUAAUGUUUAGAGCACGAACUCCACUCCAGCAUAUUGUACAAGAAGAGCAAUCUAGGACUCAGAUUCUUCGUAUGACUUAAUGUAAUUUUAUCCUUUGCAAGUUUUGGCUUCCCCUCCCUUUUGUGUAAAUUCCAACAUUUAGCAGUUGAUGAACCAAGCAAGGUGUGUACAUUUAAAGUUGUAUGUGUCCUAAUUAUCUCCUUAUUUUUCUUUUCCUUUGAAAUUGUAUGUAGAAAUUGGUGGAUGAUUUUUCUGUUCUUUUUCUUCUUCA